Messenger RNA from Epinephelus lanceolatus (giant grouper), 8555 nucleotides. Its product is annotated as glutamate receptor 2-like. Gene Ontology annotation, cellular component: membrane. The record is from RefSeq and is a predicted model, not a curated record. Lineage: Eukaryota; Metazoa; Chordata; Actinopteri; Perciformes; Serranidae. Gene Ontology annotation, biological process: monoatomic ion transport. Gene Ontology annotation, molecular function: signaling receptor activity; ligand-gated monoatomic ion channel activity.
UAGAGCCUCGUCUUGGUCUCAUAAACGCAGUUUUACGUUUAGCUGUCGGCUGCUCUCGGUUCCUUCUCGUGCCUCAUCGGUAUUCCUGGGCAAUCCUCGGCGCGGCGCGCGCCCCCAGUCCAGCAGCAGCAGCAGCAGCAGCAGCGGCGGCGGCACGCGCAUCUCAGGACAGAGGAUAGGGCAUCUGCAGAGCUCGAGACGCUUCUGAGCGGACCUGGAAUGACGCCAUGAGCUCGCACCGUGUGUGAUGGAGGUAAUGUUUUGGUAGGAACCGCUACCGUAGGCUGAUGUGGCGUCGCGUGAGGAGCCUGAACACGACCAUGAAGCUGCUGUUUGUGGUGACAUUCUUAUGGCGCGAGGCGUUGUGCGGAUCUCCGAGCGUCCAGAUCGGUGGUUUAUUCCCCAGGGGUGCAGAUCAGGAGUACAGUGCAUUCAGAGUUGGCAUGGUUCAGUUUGGGAUGGCAGAUUUCAGACUGACUCCACACAUAGAUAAUCUGGAGGUGGCCAACAGCUUCGCUGUCACCAACUGCUUUUGUUCCCAGUUCUCCCGGGGUGUCUACGCCAUUUUUGGCUUCUAUGACAAGAAGUCGGUAAACACCAUUACAUCCUUCUGUGAGACGCUACAUGUCUCCUUCAUCACACCAUCGUUCCCAGCAGAAGGAAUGAAUCAGUUUGUUCUCCAGAUGAGGCCGGACAUCAAGGGGCCGCUAGUCUCGUUAGUGGAGUACUACAAAUGGGAAAAGUUUGCCUAUCUAUACGACAGUGAUAGAGGUCUUUCUACUCUUCAGGUAAUACUGGACACUGCAGCAGAGAAAAAAUGGGUCGUCACAGCGAUAAAUGUAGGAAACCUCAAAGACGAGAGGAAAGAUGAAGCUUACCGCUCCCUGUUUCAGGACCUGGAGAUCCGUAAAGAGCGCCGCAUAAUCCUGGACUGUGAGCAAGACAAAGUCAAAGACAUCAUGGAGCAGGUGAUCACUAUAGGCAGACAUGUGAAGGGAUACCACUAUAUCAUCGCUAAUUUGGGUUUUGUAGAUGGUGACCUCUCUAAAAUCCAGUAUGGAGGUGCCAAUGUGUCUGGGUUUCAGAUAGUAGAUUUUGAUGAUCCUGGGGUGGCAAAGUUUGACCAACGAUGGGAGGCCCUGGAAGAGAAGGAGUAUCCUGGAGCUGAUACACGGAUCAGAUAUACCUCUGCCCUCACAUAUGAUGCUGUCCACGUGAUGACUGAGGCAUUCCGCUUCCUUCACAAGCAGAGAAUAGACAUGAGUCGUCGUGGCAACAGCGGGGACUGUCUGGCCAAUCCAGCAGUUCCCUGGGCGCAGGGGGUGGAGAUUGAACGUGCCCUCAAACAGGUGCGUGUAGAUGGUUUAACAGGAAACAUUCAGUUUGACCAGUAUGGGAAGAGAAUCAACUACUCUGUGACAAUCAUGGAGCUGAAGAACAAUGGACCUGUUAAGAUUGGCUAUUGGAAUGAGGUGGAUAAAAUGGUGGUGACAAAGUCAGACCUUUACCCCAAUGACACCAUGGGAAUGGAAAAUAAGACCGUCAUCGUCACAACUAUACUGGAAGCCCCCUACGUGAUGCUGAAGAAGAAUGCUGAGCUGUUUCAAGACAAUGACCGUUAUGAAGGUUACUGCGUUGACCUGGCAGCAGAAAUUGCAAAGCAUUGUGGUAUACGCUACCAGCUAAGAAUUGUGGGAGAUGGCAAAUAUGGUGCAAGAGAUGCAGAAACCAAGAUCUGGAAUGGUAUGGUUGGAGAGCUGGUAUAUGGGAAAGCAGACAUAGCAGUUGCUCCACUGACGAUCACUCUUGUUCGUGAAGAGGUGAUAGAUUUCUCCAAACCCUUCAUGUCUUUGGGAAUCUCCAUCAUGAUCAAAAAGCCACAGAAAUCCAAACCAGGAGUCUUCUCCUUUCUGGACCCACUGGCCUAUGAAAUCUGGAUGUGCAUUGUCUUUGCCUAUAUAGGAGUUAGUGUUGUACUCUUUCUGGUGUCCAGAUUCAGUCCCUAUGAGUGGACACUGGAGGAGCCAGAGGACGGAGCGUUGCCACUGACAACUGAAUCUACCAAUGAGUUUGGGAUCUUUAACUCCCUUUGGUUCUCUUUGGGUGCUUUCAUGCGGCAGGGUUGUGACAUCUCACCAAGGUCUCUGUCAGGUCGUAUAGUAGGGGGGGUGUGGUGGUUUUUCACUCUGAUCAUCAUCUCAUCAUACACUGCCAACCUGGCUGCCUUCCUAACGGUGGAGAGGAUGGUUUCUCCCAUCGAGAGUGCUGAGGACCUGGCGAAACAGACAGAGAUAGCAUAUGGAACCCUGGACUCUGGAUCCACCAAGGAGUUCUUCAGGCGCUCUAAAAUUGCCUUGUUUGACAAGAUGUGGCAGUACAUGAAAUCAGCAGAGCCUUCCGUCUUCGUCAAGAAAACGUCAGAGGGUGUCCUGCGUGUCAGGAAGUCCAAAGGGAAGUACGCCUACCUGCUGGAGUCCACCAUGAAUGAGUACAUCGAGCAGAGGAAACCCUGCGACACUAUGAAAGUGGGAGGAAACCUGGACUCCAAAGGCUACGGCAUUGCCACGCCUAAAGGAUCCCCAUUAAGAGUGCCAGUAAACCUUGCCGUAUUGAAACUGAAUGAGCAAGGGACCCUAGACAAGAUGAAAAACAAGUGGUGGUACGAUAAAGGAGAGUGUGGCUUCAAGGACUCCACCAAUAAGGAAAAGACCAGCGCUCUGUCUCUCAGUAACGUAGCAGGAGUCUUCUACAUCCUGGUUGGAGGUCUGGGUCUGGCCAUGAUGGUAGCGCUGGUAGAGUUCUGCUACAAGAGCCGUGCUGAGGCCAAAAAAAUGAAGAUGAAAUUCACAGAUGCAAUGCGCUCCAAAGCUCGUCUAUCCAUCACAGGAUCGACCAGUGAGAAUGGUCGUGUCCCAGUGGCUUACCUCCGUCCAGGAUUACCCAUGAGCCUCAGCAUGACUGAUCUCUCCUGACCACACCCGAGCCAGUGCCUUACAGCCAAUCGACACACAUCCACCCUACCCCUCUGAAAGUGAGUGGAAAUGCUUGUCAUCUCCUUCGGUGACCAAUUACCACUCACCGUGGGUGAUCUGCCCCGAUUUUCAAUCCGGAGUUUUAGCCAAUCAUAUCACUUUGAGGACUCCUGAUCUCGCUCUUUAACAUCUAGCCUAGAAAGACUGGACAGAUGUUGUCCUCCCACCACUUGGCUGUCAGGCUUUAGCAAAGACCUGCCCACCUACGAAGUGAAUAACUUGACCAUCAGCGAGAAAGAUGGCUGGUCAUUUACAAAUUCAUGAAAAACAAUCAAGCACAGUGGACAUUUUUUUAAACAAACUCACAUUGUUGUUUCAUAGAUUUUUGCCAUGGAGGCUCUAGAAAAUAAGGACAACAGUGAUGCUGACGUUGACGCAAUAACAACAUGAAUCAGGGAUGUGAUCAGGAAUUGUGGGUAUAAUAGCAGAAUCAUGCUUUAAAUGAGUUCAAGUGCUAUGAAGAAAAACUGACAUCCUGAAAAAUCACAUCCAUGGAAUAAUAGUAAUUGUGAUAGCAGAUAAUGAUAAUGAUGUUAUUGUUCUUAAUUGUUUUCCUUAUUUCUGCCUGAAAAUCCCUGAUUAGUAGAGACUUUAACCAGACCCAAGAGAUGCAUGGACUGACACACACACACCCAUACAAACACACACAUACACAAAACCAAUGGUAUGAAAACAUACACUAUACACAGGGAUGGGCAAAAAAUUAGUCAAAAUCAUACAAAAUAAUCACAAUUUAUUUUAAAGGCUCUUUGUGUAGGAUAUGAUCAUCUGUGACUUGAUCUGUGAAGUCUAGAAGUAGCAUCAACAAACACCAAACAAAUGCAACUCGGCGACUCUGAGAAUAUCUAAGUUGAAAGCAACACAAACACUGAGAGCUGCCCUUUGAAAGUCAGAGAUUCAAAUUGUCAGUUUGAGACUUCUCAGUUGACUGAGAUUGUUUCAAGUUAAGUUGUUUUUUUUUUGUUUUGUUUUUUGCUAGUCUGUGUGCUGUGCAGUGUACUUCUGGGGAUGUGUUGCAGGCACGAUGCAGGUGCACAGAGGAGAAACUUUCCAGCAAAAGGCUCCAAAAUAACAUUAUUUUCUCUCUUCUGCUUGGGAGCUCACAGAUACUUGAUACGACACAGUUUUUGUUUUUAGUUUUUGUUUGAUAUCUAGUGCCGGCCAAAAAUGAUGUUGCACAUUUCCAAUCCAUCGUUAGCAGUGUUAGCUUGUUUACUUUAUUACUUGAAUGCCGCUGUCACACCUAACAUCCCGCUGAGCCCCUUUAAAACUUGAAAACAAACAGUCGUAUGAAACAGGAAAAUCUGAUUCGACUGACAUAAUUCUGAGUCAGGUACAGCACUAUUGUUGACUGCACCAGUAAAGGGGAUUUACUAAUGUUUCUACAAAAAAAAAUGCAAACCAUCACAAUAGUUUGAAAGACUUAAAUCCUACACCUUGGGGCUUUUUAUUAUACAUCACUUAUAGAUGGAUUAAAUGUUCAAACAAAAGGCAAAAAAGAUAAAUGUUACAAGUAUUCAGACACAAAUAUACUCCUCCAUUUAAUAAGCUAGCCCUUAGCUGUCAUUGUAACUACUAUGCUUACGAGUUAUACAGUAUCCUGUUAAUACAUUUUGUAGUGUCUUACCUUAACUUUAGCUGUAAAUGACUUUUACUCACUAGCUUAUAUGUUGCUCUGGUUUACACUUAGCAAAAUUAUUGUUUUGGCUGUAUGAAGCACACAACUCUCAUACCAUAUGAUAGUCAGGUAUCAUAUGGCAAAAGGGUAUUAUAAGAUCAUUUGAAGUUAGUUAAACAGCUUCUUUAUAUCCGUUGUUUCAUAAGAUAUUACCUAGAGUCGAGUCAGCCACAAAUGAAAAUCACUGGACCUGAAAUGAGUCCUUAUCCGUAAACAUGAGGUUGUGUUUGUGGGUGAGAAACCAAGUAGAGAAAGAUAAGAUUGUUGUGGUGUCUAAGCACUCAUUUUGUUCAAUGUUAGAUACAGAGACGGAGACUCUGUAUCUAACUUUUGCAUGUUCUCUGAAAGCUUAUGGAUACGGACACAACAGUGCAGUACCACAGGAGAUCAUGGAGGCAAUGUAACGUAGUUCAAGCGAGAUAUGACCAUAGGAGAUGAUGAAGAAACUUCAAUCAUGGCAGAACGGAAUGAAUCUGUUACAUAUAAUAAUAUAUAGAAAUAUAUAGUGAAAAUAGCGACAAGAGUUCACCGUCCGCAUGUUAGGAUGUAUAUAAUGGCUGCAGGCCACCACCGUCUAUAGCGCUACCUCCAUUGAGAGGUAAUAUAUUAUGACCUCCUUCACCGUCACCUCGUUUGUUGUUGUGUGAAACUUCUGACUCCGCCCUCUAGUGAAAUCUGUUGGCUGUAUCUAUGCCAUCAUAAAGGAAACAUGGAAGUAUGAGGGCAGUGACGUUUACAAUGUUUGAAAGGGACGUAUCUGUUUUUGUACGUGAAGGGAGUAUAAAUGAGCCUUAAAGGUCUUAUCACACCAAACACUAAUAGUGGGAAAAGUGGAAGGGAAAGAGGAAGCAAGGGGUGCUGCACAGGACUUUCAUCCAGGAGACCAAUGUUUGUGUACCAUGCGACAGCAAAAGUCAACUUUGAGUUUAUUUAAACCAAAUAACAUACUUUCUGGUGUACUUGAUAACUUACUGUAACAGACAUCACCAUUAUCUAUUUUUUAAGCCUAAGUACUUUUGUUGCCUAAAGCUAAAGUACUUAAGUGGCAAAGCCUACAUUUUCUUUGACAACGCAAUUUUAUUUUGAAAUGUAUCGUAGCAUGUAAUGAGCAGAAAAUGACACUGACACCUACAAAAGUGACGCUGGAGGUGAACCUAGAGGAUCAUAGUUUGAAGCAUAGGGCCACUUACCAAGCUUCCAUAUUUGACAAGCUGGGGGUGGAAUGUAUUGCUCACAGCCUAGUGCAAAUUCACUGUAGUGAUGUGGAAAAUUUCAAGGAAAAAAGAGUUGAAGCAUGAAAAUACUUUGCAAGUGUGGACAAGCUGUGUUGGUUAAACUUGUAAAUGAGCCAGAAACAUAUCUGUUGUAAUUAGUGUUUUAAACAGCUCACUACCAGCUAAGAUAUUAGUUAUGAUUCUGUCAUUCACAAUAUGCAGAUGAUGUCAAAAUAUUUUCACUGUGGGCAUGAGGAGGAGAGGCGGGGCGAGAGGAUAGAAAUUGUAAAAUAAGUGGUGAUGAAUAGUUUUGUCGUAGAAAAAUACACAGCUUGGCUUGUCAGGAAAUUUAUACUGUGCUUACAUUUGCUAAUAUCAGUAAAUUGGGCAUUGUACUUUAUGCAUCCCACUGACAUGUUCUCAUGUCAUAUGUUCCUCACUCAAAUGACUAAGUGUGUUUGACUUGAAGCCAGCAGUAUGCUUGAUUAAGAAUUCUGAAGCACUGCUCUGCCAAAACACACAUUGAUAAUGAUCAUUCAGUGCACAUUUUGUUGAACAGGGUCAACAACACAGAUAAAUAUUGUAACACGGAUAAAAUAAGAAAUGCAACAAAUUAUUCAUACAGGGUGUCUAGCUGAGGCUAAUUAUCAGCCCAUGUUCCUGGUUAAGCUUUCACAUGAUCUGAGGAAAUGGAUGAUGGUGGAACAUGAUGCAGAAUAGAAAGAGUAUUUCAUGAUAUUUGGUUGAGGUGUAACGGUUCAGAAAAUUAACUGUUCAAUUCAAUACAAUACAGCCAAAAUAUAGAAAUGCCAGAGAAAUGUCCUUGGUUUUCUAUUUUUUUUUUUUUAAUUUUUAAUUUUAUGUUAUUUUAAUUCAUUAAUUUAUUAAAACUAACAUCAUAAAGCAUGAUUUUUUUUACUAUGAACAAUGAUGGAGCUAUACCUCAUCAUCUGUGGUGUCUUCUUGACAGCAAAUAAAACAAACAGCUCCUUGUAGAAUAUGGAUUGUAGUUGUAAACAAAUACAAACAAGGGAAACAACUUUGUUUCUGAAAUGCCAGAGACAUUUCCUUUUUUCCCUUUUUUACCUUUCGCAAAUGUUUUAAAACUGACAUCAUAAUUUGGGCUUUUGUUUUUUGUACAGUUCAAUAAUUACAUUAUUUCUGGAAUGGAUUCAUGAACGAAUAUUGUAACAGGGCUCAGUUACAUUAGGCAUGUUCAUAAUGUUUACUCUACAGAGUCAAGUCUCAUAACUGUAAUUAUAAAUAUACCAAUCCUUGCAGUGAUUUCUUUUGCUCUGUUUAAAUCAGAAUGGCUGCCUAAAUGUGGUGCAGGGAUCACGUUUGACACACUGGGAUGUUGUCAUCAUGAAUUGAAGUAUUCCCAACCUAUUGUUAAGUAUAAGCUUUUUUUGUGUCGCUUUAUCCACCUCUCUCUCACCAUUGUCCUCAUUAUUGAAAGCAAAACCAAAGUGGCUCCAAACUCCAGACCUGUAGGAUAUCAGAGGAUCUUCUAUUUCUGGUCUGGUAAUAGUGUUACUAACCAUAUUAAAUCAAGCUAGCUUAGCGUAGCUGUCUCCCAGAGUGUCUCACAGGAGUAGAAUAGUCUGAUUUGGGGGUGGGAGGGGCAGACAGCAUGUUGCAUGUUCCGUCCUGUGGAUUGCCUUGCUGAGUGCAGUGGCACUGAGAACAUUACGUUAAACACAGUUCAAGAUGGAUAUUUUAUUUUCCAAAUGUAUUCGGAUAGUUUAAGUUUUUAUUGGGUUUGUAAUAGGUACCAAACCAAAACCCUUUUUACAGAACAGCUCAACACAGAUAGGUGUUUUGUUACACCCCUAAUAUUUGGAAUAACACACAAGGCUAACUGGUAAAUGCCCACAUCUAUCAGACUCUAUCUAUACUGCUAGUUUGUAGCCCACGCUUUCUGCUAUAAAAAAAAUCAUCCUCUUAUACCUUGCAACAGUUGUCUGACACCUUUGGCAUGUUUGUUCUUCCUGUUUGAGCUUCAUCUAAUUUUACUUUGUAUGCAGGUAGGCACCACUUUGUUACAGGAACAUUAGCUUCAGUCAAACUUGACCUUAUGUGGAAAUCCCAAUCAGCAACCUCAGAGUUGAAAAAUGAAGCCAACAUGGAAAUGCCAAAAACUGCAGUUCUUUUAAUGGCCACUGGAGGCUGGCUUCAGUCCAGGGGUAGGCAAUAAUGGAUAAUUUAGAUUUAUCAGUGAUGUAGGCUUAAAGUGAUUCUGAACACUGAAUGACACUGAAUGACACUGAGUGACACUGAAUAAAAAAAAGUUUUAACAUUUCAGCUACUAAAAUAUGCGUCAGUCAUCUUCAGCCCAGUGCCUCUUCCUCUGCUUUUUGCCAAAUCUCAAUAGCGGUGGCUACAGUAGUGUUUAGUCUCCCUAGCUUGGUUAGCUAUGGAUUCCAAUCCAAAAAUGGGAAAGUUUUGGAAGAAAGCAGUUUCAUUGUGCGUGAAGAGAUUUGUUUGCUUUUACAGCCAACUCUGCAAAGUUAAAGUUCCAAAUAAUUGUAAAUAGCCACCUGGUGGUUAGAUAUAUUAAUGAGUGCUCAUUUAGACCUAUUUGUAACAGGCUAAUUUAGAUUUAAUAGGCUGUGUUACCUUCAUUAUAAG